Molecule: messenger RNA, 709 nt
Organism: Drosophila elegans
Lineage: Eukaryota; Metazoa; Arthropoda; Insecta; Diptera; Drosophilidae
Gene: Burs
Product: bursicon
Exons: 3
Coding region: 1-648 (215 amino acids)
Biological process (GO): animal organ morphogenesis
Molecular function (GO): receptor ligand activity; BMP binding
Source: RefSeq, a predicted model, not a curated record
AUGGCAUCCGCUGGCCCGGCCAAGUCGGUCUAUAAAAGGCCCCCGGCGGCAAGUGGCGCUUUCCAUUUCCACGCGAAGGACACUCGCAGUCGGGCCGCCGACGAGAUGCUGCGCCACCUGCUCCGCCACGAGAACAACAAGGUCUUCGUCCUGAUCCUGCUCUACUGCGUCCUGGUCAGCAUCCUGAAACUGUGCACAGCUCAGGCGGAUAACUCUGUGGCCGCCACCGAUAAUGAUACUUCGUUGCCCGUUACAGAUAUCACGCAUUUGGGUGACGAUUGCCAGGUAACGCCCGUCAUUCAUGUGCUUCAGUAUCCUGGAUGUGUGCCCAAGCCGAUUCCCUCGUUCGCCUGUGUGGGUCGCUGUGCAAGUUAUAUCCAGGUUUCAGGCAGUAAGAUCUGGCAAAUGGAGCGUUCCUGCAUGUGCUGCCAGGAAUCUGGCGAGCGGGAGGCAGCCGUCUCGCUUUUCUGUCCCAAAGUGAAGCCCGGCGAGCGGAAGUUCAAAAAGGUCCUCACCAAGGCGCCGCUGGAGUGCAUGUGCCGGCCGUGCACUUCCAUCGAGGAAUCCGGCAUCAUACCGCAGGAAAUUGCCGGCUACUCGGACGAGGGUCCUCUCAACAAUCAUUUCCGGCGCAUCGCUCUGCAAUAGAUUCCCCAUCACUGCUACCAUUCAUUAUAAACAUUUGCACAUUAAAUUAAAUUAAAUUUGA